Hemibagrus wyckioides is the source of this 5069-nucleotide messenger RNA. RefSeq names its product leucine zipper putative tumor suppressor 3. Gene Ontology annotation, cellular component: dendritic spine. The record is from RefSeq and is a predicted model, not a curated record. Bases 753 to 3194 code for a protein of 813 amino acids. Gene Ontology annotation, biological process: regulation of dendritic spine morphogenesis. NCBI's taxonomy places the organism in Eukaryota, Metazoa, Chordata, Actinopteri, Siluriformes, Bagridae. The transcript is spliced from 7 exons.
CCGGUGUGUGUGCGCGCGUGCGUGUGUGUGUGUGUGAGAGAGAGAUAGAGAGAGAGAGGGAGAGAGGGAGAGUGCGCGUACACACCGCGCUUUUUUCCUUUCCGUUUUCUCCCCCCGCCCCCUACCCUUUACCGUUUCCCCAGGAAUCUGCGGAACCUAACCUAGCGGCGGCGGGAGAGUCGCGCGCUCACGGACAUCGGUAGAAGAGGAAGAGGAGUCGCGCGACCAGUUCAGGUGUUGGAUACGUCUGUAUCUGUGAUGGACUCGAGCACGAGCACGGCACGCAGGAGGGCCUGGAGAGGAAUAAAGCUGAGCAAUACAGCACAGCAGCUUCUCUGGUCUCUCGAUGCAGGCCAAACCAUCUCACGAUCACAACCACCACAACCUGCAUCCAUCUGUGAUCAUCCAUCUAUCUCUCUCAAAUGCACUGUGUGCCACGACGUAGCUACCAUUAACCACCCUGACAUGGUUAUAAGCAUCAUGGCAGCCUGUAAGUUUGCGUCUGCAGCAUCACAGAUGCUUCAGUAAAGAAGGUGAAUGUUGUUCUGCGGCGCCACUUAGACGUCUGAUGUCCACCACUACGUGUGUAUCGCAAGCAUCAUCAUCAUCAUCAUCAUCAUCAUCAUCACCAUCAUCAUCACAGUGUCUCAGACUAUCUGGAGUGUGCGUACCCGCGGCCCAGCCCGGCCGCCCCGCCUGCCCCGGCCCUUUGGCGCCGUGGCCGGCUGAGUGAGGGGCUCUGAGCUCCUGGUAUGGGCAGCGUGGGCAGUGGAGCCUCCAGCCAGCGGGCCAUCACCAUGCGAAGUGUGGGCACACGGACCACCCCAAACGGGCCCCUGGCGCCCGCGCUGCCCCCAAACUCUGUCCGCCGGCGUCUGGAUGACCGCAGCUUCAGCGCUGACCGCCUGCCAGCACCGGCCACCAAGACAGCAGGCGUCACUGCCAACGAGCACUCAGAGCGCGCAGCCGCUUCUCACAACGCUAAUCGGCAGCACACCGUCAACGGUGAGCGGCUGCUCUCGAGCGCUUCUUUCUCCAAUGGGCCCAUGAGGAGGGAACCAGGCCACAGGCGAGGCGAGAGCCUGGAUCUGUGUGGAAAUAGCAUAGUCCUCAUCAACAAUAACAAUGAAAACAAGAACAGCAGCCAUCAAGCACCAGCGCAGCAGCAUCAGCAGCAGCACAAGGACAAGAGCAAAGCUAAGACAGACAACCACAACCCUCCCAACAUCAUGCCCAUCUCUGGCAAGCUGGAGCAAGCACAGGUACAGCACGGCCUGAGCACCGAGGGGAAGGAUCCUGACGCACUGGUCCGUCCCUCCGCCUUCAAGCCUGUGGUGCCCAAGAGUUUUCAUUCCAUGCAAAACCUGGUGUGCCCCCUUCAGGCCAGUGUGGGUGCAGGUGGAGGCACGUCGGGCAGUGGCGCAGGUGAGAGAGGGGGCCAAGGAACCUCGGGAAUCCGCCCAGAUGAGGAAACCCCUAACAGCCGAGGAACACACUCUGGUGGAGGCAUUCGAGCCGGUCAGGGCAGCCUGUCUGAUUCUGGCAGGAAUUCUCUGACUAGUCUGCCCACAUAUGCAGGUACAGGCUCGGGCUAUGGGCCUCCACCGGCCCUUGGGCCCCUCAGUGCCUCCACCAGCCACAUCAACCGCCUGGGAACUGCAACAGCUGGCCUGGACAAGCCAGAUAAACCAGGCUACCAGAACGGGCUGAGUGCCUCUGACAGUGGUCACUCGUCUUCAGGCAAGAGCUCAUCGUCUUAUCAGCGCCUCAGCCACUUGAGUGACGCCCCGGCGCCCUUGCGGCCAUCGCCAUCCUCCGAUGACGUCAUUCGUGACCUGGAGGACCGCUUAUGGGAGAGAGAGCAAGAGGUGAGGAUGAAGGUGCUCCAUAUGAGACGGAACCUGGAUCAGAGCGAAGCUGCAAUCGUGCAGGUGUUCGAGGAGAAGCAGCGGGUGUGGGAGCGUGAAAUGGAGGAACUGAGGCAGAACUACGCCGGGCGACUGCAGCAGGUGACCCGUCGCGCCCAGCGUUCACAGCAGGCCCUGCAGGCCCAGAUCAGCCGUCUGCAGCAGGACAAGCGCAGGCUCCAGGAUGAGAUGACUCUGCUCCUUGCCCAGCGUGAGGAACUGGAGAAGAAGUGCCUGGACUACAGGAAGGAGCAGGCUGACCUCCUGCCCAAGCUGGAGGAGACCAAGUGGGAGGUGUGUCAGAAGGCAGGUGAGAUCUCCUUGCUGAAACAACAGCUGAGGGAGAGCCAGGGCGAGGUGACCCAGCGUGCCGGAGAGAUGGUGGCCCUGAGGAAUCAGCUGAAGGAGCUGAACGCCCAGCUGAGGGAGCGAGAGCAGGCCGAGAUCAGCCUGAAGGAGUCCUUCUGCACGAAGACGCUGGAGCUGGAGCGCUGCGAGGCAGAACUGCAGGCCAUGCUGGCCGAGGUGACCGUCCUGAGAGACAAGCUGAGUGCAUUUGAGACGGAGGUAGCUGGGCUGAAGAAAGCCCUGAGUGAGCUUAGCAGCACCGCUGGCACUCGUACCCCCGAGUCCGGCUUGGCCGACAUGGGUCAGCUGGUGCUGUCUCGGAGCCGGGAACGCCUCCUCUCGCCCCUGAGCCCGCCAGAGACGCCCACCUCGUUACCCUCUCUUUCAUCACUGCCCUCUGUGCCAUCGCUGCCCCCUGUGCCCUCACUUCCCCCUUUGCCUGCAUUGCCUGCCCCGGACCCACUGCUCAACCUGCAGAGCGAUGAUUCCAAGGUGCAGCGGCAGGAAGCAGGCGACUUACGGCGGCAGCUAGAGCUGCUUCAAGGGGAGCUGCGUCUGGAGAGGCAGCAGCGUGAACGCCAGGCACUCACCUUCGCCCACGAGCGCCAAACCUGGCAGGGAGAAAAAGAGCGCGUGCUCAAGUACCAGGCGCAGCUGCAGCUCAGCUACGUAGAGAUGCUGCAGAAGAACCAGGCACUGGAGGAGCGUGUCGACCAGCUCGGAGCCCAGCUGGCCACUCCCAUCCUGGUAUCGCCGGCAACACCGGCUUCGCCCCCACCCUCUGCAAGUCUUGAUAUGCCCACGACGCCACCUGUGGCCGUGUCAAUCACCUCCCCGACUCCACCGGUCGAGGAGAAGAAGGUGCCCGCCCUGCACCAGCUGGCACCCCCGUGGCCCGUUCCCACUCGUCUGGAGAGGAUUGAGUCGACGGAGAUAUGAUGCCAGUAAAUGUGACCUCUUUGAUGCAGUAUAAAAAAAAAAAGAAACACUUAGAGCACCAGUUACAAUAGCGUUAAGUACAAACCCUCCUGAAACAAAAACGUCAUGUCUGUAACUUCUGAGGACAGUCCAAGGAUGCCCUGCUGAGUGAGGCAGACCUCAGGGUUGAGGGGUGCAAGUUGCUAAGUAAUAUGUUUGUGUGGCCUUAUGACUGACCUAGGAAAAGCUCUGAAUCCUAAAAGGUGUUGGUUUGGGUCGUGGGAGUGUAGGAAGAGCUGGCCCUGAGUCUGUAGCCAAGAGGAGUGGGAGUAGAUCGAACACUCAGGGGAUAAGGGAUCAGGCAUUAAUAAUCCAGAUUUAAGGCUAGACUGUUGUAUGCUAGCUCUCAAUGCACGGUUCAUGAUAACAAAUGUGUCACAAAAUAAAUCUAAAUCAACAGCUUUCAAGUUAAACUUUAAAAACAACACAGAUACUAUUUAAAGGUGCAGUUUGAUAAGUAAACAUAGUAUUUGCCAUGAAGCAGAUUUCUUCGUUUUGGUUUUCCGGCCUGGAAAUGCGACCAAUCGCCCCAAGCUGGAACACAGCUACCAACCUCCAACCCCUAUUCCUUAUAAGAUGACAUGUCAGGCUUAAACGUAACGGGUCACUGGGGAGACAAACUGCUCCUUUAAAUAAGAAUCCUCCAGACCUUACAGCAAACAAGAAAACGAAAGAUGAUAUAGAAUAGCAUCCAUAUUAGCGGAAAAGACUCUCUUUUUUAAAAAAAAAUCUUAAUUAGAAGCUACAGGGUGAGAGACAUGAUCCUCCUCCUGUCUAUGGUGCUUGUCCAUAUCACACCAGUGUGUGUUUUGUUUUUUGUUUUUUUGUUUGAUUUCCAAAAAUGAAGGACCAAAUAUUUAGGAGGCGUUGCUGGUCUCGAGUUCCCUCAUAGUGGACGUAGUCGCGGGUAGUGAUUACCAGUGGACUCCAAGACCCGGUGUUGUUGUAUAGGAGCGUGCCUCAACCCUCCUGCUCUGAUAGCGAAAGCAGCGGCGGAGGACCGACACGUGGUCAUUCGACACGAAAGCGUAUUACCAGAACAUUUCUGCUUUUCACCUUUGUACUUCAUGUUUCCGAAAACGAUGUAGAAUAUAUUAGAGAGCGAGCGAGAGGUAUUGAGAAAAACAAAACAAAACAAAAAAAGCAAAACAAAUAGUUUAAUGCACUUUGCUUUGGUCUCAGACUAUGUUUCUUUUUUAAGAGAGGUGUUUGGUUUAUGAAGCUGCUAGUUAGAGGAGGAGUGAGCGGCUGAGCCAAAAAAAAAAAAAAUAUAUAUAUAUAUAUAUAUAUAUAUAUAUAUAUAUAUAUAUAUAUAUAUUAAUGAAAGAUAAAAAGUGCUAAGAGGGCAAUUAGGACAGCGUGUGGUCGGAGACCAGCGCACUUCUGAAGCACGGUCCAUCCACCACUUAUGAACUAAUGAGUCUGUUUAAGUGGGACCUUACCUUCUUCCAAAAAAGAAUAUGUGUCAAUGUAUACUUUCUGAAAGUAUCAUUUAGAAUAUUUGACUUUUUAAAAAAAUAAAAAUAAAUAUAUAUAUAUAUAAAUAUAUAAUAUGCAGUAGAUUGAAGUGAUGUUUUGAAGUACACCGUGUACACAGGCUUCGUUGCCAUAUAAAGUGAGUGGGAUCUAAAAGACUGAAAUGUGACUCGUGUGCUUGCGAGGGGGAGUUUAGGUAGGCAGGUAGUGAGAAUGUGUAGUGUGGAUUCAGAUGGUUUAGAUAUAUUUACAAGAAGAAGAUGGAGGUGGAAAAGUGGUAGCAUUAAUUUAAAGACAAAACAAAACAAAAAAAAAACACCUUUUGUCACAAAGCCUACAUCAUCAUCCUAAAGCAAAGCA